Hyla sarda is the source of this 3989-nucleotide messenger RNA. It is a transcript of the gene BCAS4, whose product is annotated as breast carcinoma amplified sequence 4. Bases 1 to 1923 code for a protein of 640 amino acids. The transcript is spliced from 5 exons. The record is from RefSeq and is a predicted model, not a curated record. NCBI's taxonomy places the organism in Eukaryota, Metazoa, Chordata, Amphibia, Anura, Hylidae. Gene Ontology annotation, cellular component: BLOC-1 complex.
AUGGAGGCCGGCAAGAGAGCCGGGCAGCUGGGGGUGAGAGAGCAGGACAGGAGCCGUGAGCAGCAGGAAAAAGAGGGGGAGGGGCAGCAGCAUAUGCGGUUUAUAGGGCAGAUGUCAGUGCAAGGGCAGCAUGAUGCUGGGGCACUAGGACAGCAAUGUCAGCAGAAUGUGAAGGUACUGGGGCAACUAUUAGUGCAAGAAGAAAACCAGAGAGAGACAUUUAAACAGUUGUCAGGGGGGCAGGAUGUGGGGGUAUUAGAGCACUUGUCAGGGGUGCAGGAUGUGGGGGUAUUAGAGAAGCUGUCAGGGGUGCAGGAUGUGGGGUUAUUAGAGAAGCUGUCAGGGGUGCAGGAGGUGGGGGUAUUAGAGCACCUGUCAGGGGGGCAGGAUGUGGGGGUAUUAGAGCACCUGUCAGGGGGGCAGGAUGUGGGGGUAUUAGAGCACCUGUCAGGGGUGCAGGAUGUGGGGGUAUUAGAGAAGCUGUCAGGGGUGCAGGAUGUGGGGGUAUUAGAGAAGCUGUCAGAGGUGCAGGAUGUGGGGGUAUUAGAGAAGCUGUCAGAUGUGCAGGAUGUGGGGGUAUUAGAGCAGCUGUCAGGGGGGCAGGAUGUGGGGACAUUAAAGCAGCUGUCAGGGGUGCAGGAUGUGGGGGCAUUAGAGCAGCUGUCAGGGGUGCAGGAUGUGGGGGUAUUAGGAAAGCUGUCAGAUGUGCAGGAUGUGGGGGUAUUAGAGAAGCUGUCAGAGGUGCAGGAUGUGGGGGUAUUAGAGAAGCUGUCAGAAGUGCAGGAUGUGGGGGUAUUAGAGAAGCUGUCAGGGGUGCAGGAUGUGGAGGUAUUAGAGAAGCUGUCAGAGGUGCAGGAUGUGGGGGCAUUAGGGCAGCUGUCAGAGGUGCAGGAUGUGGGGGCAUUAGGGCAGCUGUCAGAUGUGCAGGAUGUGGGGGUAUUAGAGCAGCUGUCAGGGGUGCAGGAUGUGGGGGUAUUAGAGAAGCUGUCAGGGGUGCAGGAUGUGGGGGUAUUAGAGAAGCUGUCAGAGGUGCAGGAUGUGGGGGCAUUAGGGCAGCUGUCAGAUGUGCAGGAUGUGGGGGCAUUAGGGCAGCUGUCAGAUGUGCAGGAUGUGGGGGUAUUAGAGAAGCUGUCAGGGGUGCAGGAUGUGAGGGCAUUAGAGCAGCUGUCAGGGGUGCAGGAUGUGAGGGCAUUAGAGCAGCUGUCAGGAGUGCAGGAUGUGGGGGUAUUAGAGAAGCUGUCAGGGGUGCAGGAUGUGGGGGUAUUAGAGAAGCUGUCAGAGGUGCAGGAUGUGGGGGUAUUAGAGAAGCUGUCAGGGGUGCAGGAUGUGAGGGCAUUAAAGCAACAGAAAGAAUUUGAUGUGACUGGGGCCCAGAAGCCUCAGGAAAUGCCAGUAUUGACCCCUGCGAUGGUGGGAGCCCCCCACCUGGAGGAGGACCGAUCAGUGACUGACAGCCAUCAAUAUGCCACUCUGGUCAAUACUAACACCAGUGCAGAGGCCCAGGAGCUGGAGUUUUCCAUAGAAGAAAUGCUGAUCCGGCUGGAGGAGUUCUGCGCCAUGAUGGACAUGAUCAGAAGUGAAACGUCUCUCAUCCUAGAUGACCGGAUCCCCGCGAUUAAACUCCAAGUGAAGGAAAUGAACAAGAUCUACAGUCAGGUAGAGAAACUAGAGGCAUUUGUGAAGAUGGUCGGACAUCAUGUAUGUUACCUGGAGGAGGAGCUGAUCCGGGCAGAGAGGCAUCACUUGUCCUUUCCCCACGCUGUCAACAGGAUCCUUACAGGAGCUUAUCUCCCAGCGUUCUUACGGAAGAACUUCACACCACAGAGCACCUAUGAGUUACCAGCACUAUACAGGACAGAGGAUUACUUUCCUGCAAGUUGCAAAUAUCAAAAAGACAUUAACAGACUUUUAAUGGAUGCCUGAAAAGUGUAUCUGUUGCAGGAUUGUACCCCGGACAGUGAGUAAUAAGCAGAUGCCCUGCCUUGGCACUGCUCACUAUGAUAUAAUAGAUGGAACCAUGUACAGUAAUACGUAGAUGCUCAUCCUGCUAACAUCCUCCAGCGGUUCUCAACCAGGGGUACGGCAAAUCACUGACCAAUACCAGCCAUGCAUUAGCCAGAAUUUGUCAGCGUAGAGCGGAAAUUGGUCGCCACAGUAGCUCACUAUAUUGUACCAGGGCCGGAGCUGCAGCCGGCGGUCACUUUACGCGAGCUGAAUUGACAGUGGGGCCUGGCGUGUGACGUCCCUGAUGUUGUGUGGAAGUCCCUGCACAGCAGAGAAGGACAUCAACCUUCAGUACUGCCCUUCGACUCCCACUGAACAGGAUAGUUUAACAUGCUUACCAAGCCUGUGUCUAAGUGUAACACCACAGUAUGGGAGGGUAUUAUUGUAUAUAUCUCAUAUUGGCCCAGAAAGUUUAAAAAAAAAAUUGUAAGUUACUUCUAUAUAUAUAUAUAUAUAUAUAUAUAUAAAAAAAAAAAAAUUAAUCCUUCCAGUACUUACUAGCUGCUGAAUACUACAGAGGAAAUUAUUUUUGGAACACAGAGCUCUCUGCUGACAUCUGUCCAUUUUAAGAACUGAGUAGGAGAAAAUCCCCAUAGAAAACAUAUGCUUCUCUGGACAGUUCCUAAAAUGGACAGAGAUGUCAGCAGAGAGCACUGUGUUCCAAAAAGAAAAUAAUUUCCUCUGUAGUAUUCAGCAGCUAAUAAGUACUAGAAGGAUUAAGUUUUAAUAAAAGUCAUUUGCAAAUCUGUUUUAACUUUCUGGCACCAGUUGAUUUAAAAAAAAUAAAAAUAGUUUUCCACCGGAGUACCCCUUUUAAGUAUCGCAUUAGAAAGGUAAGCACAAGAGUUAUUUUGUUCGAAGUUAACCCUGGCGCGAGGGAUACCUGCAGACAUACUUUCACCCUUUGGGGGGGUACAGUCUGGAAAAAGGUUGAGAACCACUGCUGUGCUCAAUGUUCAUAUAUUUGCAUUGCUUGUAAAGAGUUCACUAAAUUUAUACAAAUAAAAUCUAAAAUGUAAAAAAAAAAUUGUUGUACAGUACAGAUUUUGCAUACUUCUCUGCUCAGAUCUAAAGCUGCAUUUAGAGUUUUGCUGGUAUUCAAUUAUUGUGGUAUUUAAUCACUCUGCAAGAUUUCAUGACAAUUUUUUGGAAAUACAAUUUCCACUCUGUUCACUGAGCCUAACAGCAGCUAAUACACCCUUUUCUGUAGAGAUAUCCUUACAGGCAGGAUUACAAUGAGAGGUGACACCUACAUGUAGAUUUACAACAACAACAACAACAACGUCACAGUAAGUGAUGGUCACAGUUCACCUCCUCUUUCCAUAAUGACCAUUUCACAAGUUACAGAUCAUAAACACCAUUUUCUCAUAGAAGUCAGCCCCAAACUCCUAUGGCCAAUGUGGCUUCUAUUUCUAUAUGCUGUUAACAGCAGCUCAGGCAGGAUAGCCACCUUCAUAAUCAUAUACAUAUAAUGGAACAAGAACUUUUUUUUUUUAUGGUUUUUGGCUGUAAUUUUAAAACCACAUACUAAAUAUUUUUGUUCUCGUUAAAUUUGUUGAUUUUUUUUUCUGUAUGUGAUAUUGGGGGAGGGGCAUCUAGCCUAGGGCUGGGUGGUAUACCGGUUCAUACCGAAUACCGAAAUUUUUGGGCUGCACGAUAUAAAUUUUUCCCAUACCGCAAUACCGGUUGGGCCCCUCCCCCUCGGGAAUGUAUUAUCAGCCCAGCGCUGCGCUGUCCCCACAUCGGGGAACUAAUCAUAUGUGACCCGCGAGCGCUGUUCUGCUCCCCCCCCAAUUAAUUAUCAGCCCAGCGGGGUUCUACUCACAUAUGUCAAGUACUGCCCUGCUCCUCUUUGUUGGGGGCCACUGGCGCUGGAACUCACUGUACGCCAGUGGUCUCCAACCUGCGGACCUCCAGCUGUUGCAAAACUACAACUCCCAGCAUGCCUGGUAGUUGUAGUUUUGCAACAGCUGAAGGUCCGCAGG